This is a messenger RNA of Micropterus dolomieu (smallmouth bass), 2102 nucleotides long. RefSeq names its product BCL2 like 12 (gene bcl2l12). The record is from RefSeq and is a predicted model, not a curated record. NCBI's taxonomy places the organism in Eukaryota, Metazoa, Chordata, Actinopteri, Centrarchiformes, Centrarchidae. The transcript is spliced from 9 exons. Bases 527 to 1615 code for a protein of 362 amino acids. Gene Ontology annotation, biological process: regulation of apoptotic process.
UUGUUUCUUUGUUUCACAAUUUCGCCACAUGUUGUACUGAGUAUAAUUGUGUAUAGUGACAAACAAACUUGAUUUGAUUUGAUCAGCAUUUCCAUGAAGCAGAGUACUGAUUUCUUACUGUGAAUGCCUGGUAGCCUUUGCUGCAGUUGAGAAGGCCAGCUGAAAAGACAAAUAGGGCUAGAGGGACAUCUAGUGGAGAAUACUGCAAAACAGUCCAGACCUUCAGCAGCACAUUCACUAUAGCAACAAUCUGAAUGUCAUGUAGUGUAUAGUUUGCUGAUUACAGAUCACACCUGAGGAUGUGCUCUUCAGGGACACAGUGACACAGCUUCCAUGAAACAGAAACACAGAGGCCUAUUCAUACAGUGUGCUAAAGAAAGAAAUCUAUCCUCCUGUGUAUCUGGACACUGUGCCUAUCACACGCUGCUAUCUGCGCUGCAGGCUCCUCCCCGCUCUGUACCCUGCAGCCGCGCACACAAACGGGACAGGACACUGCGAAAUCUCACCGAAACUCACCAACAGAGCCAUGACAGAGUCUGCAGGCCGCUGUCCCUCCACCUCCUCUGUCUCUUCCAUCUCUCUGGUGGAGAUCAAGGCCGAGACUCAUCUAGUCCUCCAAGCUUUCCUCCAUCGGACCCUUUCUGUCCCCUUGAAAGAGAGGCCUGGCGGAGUAGGAGGCGCCUACAGAGAUCACAAUAAGUUCAGCGCCAAGCCACAACCAAAGGCAAAGGAUGUGCAGGAUUCUCAGGUGGAAGAUGUCAGUUCAGCCGAUGAGAAGAAGACCAGCUUGAAGGGCUUCAUAAAGCAGCUGCCUCGUCGUAACACCUCACGCCGCGCUGCCAAAGACCCCAAAGGCUCACUGGACAGGGACAGCAGGGCAAAAACGUCACAUCUCAGAGACCGAACAGAAGAUGAUGUCAUGUCCUCUUCAUCAGACGAAGAGGACAGUGACAAGAGACAGCAGAAGAAGCUGAAACAAAAGAGGAUUUAUAAAAAGAUCUCCAAGUUCUUCAAGUUAAAGUUAGAGAAAGAGAAGGACAAAGAGGAGCAUGGAGCUCAUCCUCAGAGGCCUCACACGUUGUCAAUCAACAAGGAACCAGAGCCUUUGCCGACCGUCAUCUCGCCCAACCACCCUCCUGAGUUCUAUAAUGAAGUAGCAGAGAAGCUGGAAAAAAUUGCCAAGAAGUCCACCAGUAUGAAGAAACUGGCUCCCACAGUCCAGCAUUCAGCAGCAGUGAGUGAGAAAGAGACAGUGGUUCGGGAGCUUGUUCAGGUGCUCUCUUUGGAGGGAGAUUCCAUCAACAGUAAGAUCGAAGCGAACCCCUUCCUGCGCUCCAGCUUGGAUCGUCUUUCCUAUGCAUCCUUUGCCAAGCUUCUAGAGACUUUCAGCAGCAGUCAAGUAUCUGAGACCCCAGCCGAGCCGCCAACAGCUAGUCAAACACUGCGCCACAUAGCUGUCACUAUGGAGGUAUCACGGCGGAUAGUGACCGCCACAGGAGCCCAGCGCAUGCAAGGCUACGCGGAGUGCUAUAUGGAGACCUUUGUCCCCUGGGUCAAGAGCCAUGGAGGAUGGGAGAAUGUGGUACACAUGGACGACUCUGUAGAGUACGACUGAGUUCUAGGAGCUCCCACGUGUCUUGGUUUAUUCCAACUAUCCACUGGUCAACUCUGAGCUCUGGAUCGUGACUGCAAAGUGAGGAGAGACGGAUGGUCUUUACUCUGCUUUUCCACAUCUGGACUGUGAAAUGACUCCAGAAGCCCCUUUGAUUUAUGUUGAUCUGGGAUCUGGACAUCAGAAAGUACUUUGACUGUUUUUACAUGGUCAGAAGAAGAAGCUAUUUGUUGCUCAUGAUGAGUGUGGAUUAUUUUAUGAAGACCUGAGAGGCUAGAUGUUAGAAGAAAGCAGUAAAUGUUCUGAUUGUUUGACGGCGGUUACAUUCUAAAGCUGCAGAUACAGACACUGCCACAUACUGCUAGUGUGCCAUAAGGGAUGAUUGAGGGGAAUUCCUUUUGAAUGAGUCUGUACAUUGUUAUAAUAUCACAGAGUACGGACUAAACCUGCUCUAUAUGAAAAGUGCAAUGAGAUAACCUCUGUUAUGUAU